Messenger RNA from Telopea speciosissima, 1415 nucleotides. Its product is annotated as ELMO domain-containing protein A-like. The coding region runs from base 576 to 1373 and encodes 265 amino acids. Lineage: Eukaryota; Viridiplantae; Streptophyta; Magnoliopsida; Proteales; Proteaceae. The transcript has 9 exons. The record is from RefSeq and is a predicted model, not a curated record.
CACAGCUUCAAUGGCGCCUCUAUUGCAGAUCUUGGAGCCGUAAGAUUUCGGGAAAACCCGAAAUAUUCUCUCUCCUUUCCAAGAUUCUUCCGUUGUCUCUGCAGAUUUGCACGAGAUCGACGAAGUUUUUUCGUACUUCCUGCCUGCUUAACGUGGAACUUGGAUUGAUUUGAAGGCCGAACGACAUUCUUUUUGAGCUAGUUUUGAGUUUGCUUCGUUGUAGAGGCUCUGCUAGUCCUUCUGCUACUGAAUCUUUGAUGCUGUCUAGUGGUUGUCAUUGUUUGAGCUCUCCAAGCACAUUAAUUUCUUUAUAUGGAGUUUUGGCGCUGUUCAAGGCGUUUUUCUGGUUUUAAAGAGAUUUGAUUGGAUUCUGAGGAAGUUAUUGGAAGAAGCUUUGAUUCUGCUUUCUUUGUGGCUGUUUGAGGAGAUUUGGUUGGAUUCGGGGGGGAUUACAUUUGAAGAAAUCUCAGGAGUAUUCCUCGUUAGCUCUGUUUUAUAUUGCUUUAUAAGAUUCAGUGGCUGUUUGGCUCUGAGGUGCUGGAUCAGAGUGGUGAGGCCAUGGUGUAGCGGCUGAUAUGGAUGACCGUGGUGAAUCAUUCGUCGCUGUGAGGAGGAUUUCUCAGGGGUUGGAACGGGAUAGCUCUUGCCACUCACCAUCCGCUGAGGUUGUGGCAGGAUCGACAGCAUGGCUUGGCAGAGGCCUGUCUUGCGUUUGCGUUCAGAGAAGAGACAGUGAUGGUCGCCCAUCAUUUGAUUUAACCCUUGCACAGGAAGAAUGCUUGCAGAGGCUGCAGAGCCGCAUAGACGUUGCCUUUGAUAGUUCGAGGCCUGAACAUGAGGAAGCCUUAAGGGCUUUAUGGCACGCUGCCUUUCCUGAAGAAGAACUUUGUGGUUUAAUAUCUGAGCAGUGGAAGGAAAUGGGUUGGCAGGGAAAAGACCCAUCUACAGAUUUCAGGGGUGGUGGUUUCAUAUCGUUGGAGAAUCUAUUGUUCUUUGCCAGGAACUAUUCGAAAUCAUUCCAGAACCUUCUCCAAAAGCAGGAAGGGGUCCGGUCCAUGUGGGAGUACCCAUUUGCAGUAGCUGGAGUAAAUAUCACAUUCAUGCUCAUUCAGAUACUUGAUCUGCAAGCUGUCAAACCAAGAACGCUAGUUGGGGCGAUUUUCUUGAAGUUACUUUCAGAAAAUGAGUCAGCAUUUGACCUUCUCUAUUGUAUAGCAUUCAAGCUAAUGGAUCAGCAGUGGCUUACUAUGCGUGCUUCUUAUAUGGACUUCAAUUCUGUGAUGAAAUCCACACGCCGACAGCUGGAGAUGGAGCUACUGCUUGAAGAUAUCACACGGCUAGAGGACAUGCCUUCAUACAACCUCCUCAGAUAGUCUUUUAUUCCUUUUUGAGAAGUAUACAGACAGCUUCAGGAU